CGGCCCGACGACAUCUUCAUCGCGGUCAAGACCACCCGAAAGAACCACGGGCCGCGCCUGGGGCUGCUGCUGCGCACCUGGAUCUCCCGGGCCCGACAGCAGACAUUCAUCUUUACUGAUGGGGACGACCCCGAGUUGCAGCUCCAGGGUGGUGAGUGCCCCCGUCCCGUCCCGCCCUGCUAGCUGCCUCCUCAGCUGUCUCUCGGUCCAGGGCCACCCGGCCCUAUGCUGUGUACGGGGGGGGGGGGGGGGGGGGGAAGGCACCUGCUCAGGGCCACACAGCUGGUGGAGGACAGAGCCCCGAUGCCCACCCACCGCUGGCCCCGCAUCCAGGGCCCCAGGCCCCAGCCCUGCUCUGCCUCCCUCAACCACGCCCCCUACAGGAGGGCCAGCAGGGAGCCCUCCCUUCCGGGCCUGCCCACCUCAGUCCUGCUCCCUGGCAGGUUUUCUCUCGUGAGAUUCCAGGAGGAGGUUAUCUGUCUCGACAGCAGCAACAGAGUCAGCCGAGCGAGGCCGGGACAGGGCUGUGAUCGGCUCCGACGUCAGGGCCUCGAGCGGACAGACCUUGCGUCGCCAGCUAGCCACAUCUUGCCUGACUUCAGCGGGGUGGGUACACUGGCCACAGACUUCCCUGGCACUCGCUCUUCUCCUCCUCCCACCGCAGGCAGCCACGUUGUCAACACCAACUGCUCAGCCGUGCACACCCGCCAGGCUCUGUGCUGCAAGAUGGCAGUGGAAUAUGACAAGUUCAUCGAGUCUGGACGCAAGUGGUUCUGCCACGUGGAUGACGACAACUACGUGAACCCCGAUGGCCUGCUGCACCUGCUGUCCAGCUUCUCGCCCAGCCAAGACGUCUACCUGGGGCGGCCCAGCCUGGACCACCCCAUCGAGGCUACCGAGAGGGUCCAGGGAGGUGGAACCGUGACCUCGGUCAAGUUCUGGUUCGCUACUGGGGGGGCCGGGUUCUGCCUGAGCAGAGGCCUUGCCCUCAAGAUGAGCCCCUGGGCCAGCCUGGGCAGCUUCAUGAGCACAGCUGAGCGGGUGCGGCUGCCAGACGACUGCACCGUGGGCUACAUCGUGGAGGGGCUGCUGGGCGCGCGCCUGUUGCGCAGCCCCCUCUUCCACUCCCACCUGGAGAACCUCCCGAGGCUGCCGCCCGACACCCUGCUCCAGCAGGUCACUUUGAGCUAUGGGGGCCCUGAGAACCCGCACAACGUGGUGAACGUGGCCGGGGGCUUCAGCCUGCAGCAGGACCCCACGCGGUUUCAGUCCGUCCACUGCCUCCUCUAUCCGGACACGGACUGGUGUCCCGGGCAGAAGCAGAGCGACCUCGCCCCGCGGUGACCCUCAGCCCCUGGCCCAGAGGCGGCUCCGGCUCUGCCCCGCGGUGCAGGCGCAGGGCGAGGCCUCCGCGGGAGCAGGCUGCCCCCUCCUGGGCUCGGUUGGCUCCUCCAGGUGGCUGUGGCCACGGCCUCCCCCAGGCGGGUUAGGGGCACCUGCGGAUACUCAGGCCGGCCGGCGGGCCCCGGAGACCCGGUGCUGCGGAGAGGACCGCAGCGCUGUGCUCCUGCCCGGGGGCCCAGCCCCAGUUCUCACCGGAAAGGGCUUCCAGGGCGGCGGCCUGCGCCCCUUACCUGCGGAAAAGGGGCCUCCAGGCCCGAGUGGCGCCUGAGGUGCUGCCGCCGUGCAGAGGUGUCUGCAGAGCCUCCUCCGGGGCCCCCGGGAAGCCGCCCUCCCACCGCAGGCUUGGCGCUGGCGGGCCGGCCCCAGCCCGAUGCAGAGGUGCCGUCGUGCGGGCCCCGGGCCGAGGCUCCUCGCGGAGGGGCUUCGAAGACACCGUCGUCCACGCUGGCUCGUCGCUCCGUCCUCGUCCUCCCGCCUCAGGCCCCACGUCCACAAAACAGAAGGAGCCUUGGGUCUGGGGCUCCCGCUGCAGGGAGACAGCCCCGCCCGCCUGCCUUGGCCUUGACGGGGGUCGGGGGGACGAGGGGCCCGCACCUCCUCCUGGUCUCCCGCUCUGUGCCCGCAGCCGCUGAAUAAAGGCCCGCUCGCUCCCGAGCUUCCUCGUUGUCUUCGCCAACCAGCCACACCUGGCAGCCCCGUCCUCCCCACCAAGGCUCUGCCCUGAGACCGGCUCCCCAGCGGGCCCGUCUGCGCUCCCGGCCCUGCCGGCGGGUCUCGAGCGGCCACUGGGCUCCUCGGUGUGAGCACAAGUGCCUGUGGACCGGGCUCCCUGCCGGGCGUGCUGGAACCAGGACAGCCCGCCCCGCAGACAGCCCGCCCCAGUGUGAGGCUUGCUGUUUUAGCACAUUGUGCGCACCUGUGUGUGCGGCGUGUGGCUGCGCACACACAGGCGUGUGUGUGUGUGUGUGUGUGCGCGCGCGCGCGCGCAUGCCGGCCAGGCCGGCAAACCCAAGAAGCGGGUUGAAGUCAGCACAGGCUGUGCUCAGGCUGAGGUUCCCGGGAGAGGAGCUCAUGGCGGGUCACCAGGAACUGUCCCUGCUCAGCAGUCACCUCCCCUCACGUGCCCGGACGUGGACGUGUAGCCCCCGAGGCCUAGACCCGAGCUGCGCUUCCCAGACCCCGGCACACUGGGGUGUCCACACAGCAGCCCCCAGGAUGCUGCAGUUGGGCUGCCCUGCCCUCCCCAGCCUGGACCGCCCCAGGCAGACGCCUCCCUCGCCCGGGCCCGAACCCCGGCACCCUCCAAGGCGAGUGUGACGGGCCAGCGCCCUGAGGCUGUGGGCACGGCCAGGGGGGUGGUCCAUUUAUUGCUGAGAGAGAAAAAAGCCUGGAAGGCAACACACGAAGGUGUCUGUGUGUGACGUCGCCCCGAGAGGCAGAAAUUGGUGGAAGCGUUUUUUUCCUCUGACCCCUUUUUGGUAUUUGGCAAGUAACAACAUGUCUCCUCGUGGUCAUAAAGCAGACGUAUAAUCAGGAAAAGUUAAAAUUUUGUUAAAUUAAGUUUCCAAAUUAAAUUGUGUAUACUUGG
Messenger RNA from Sus scrofa (pig), 2992 nucleotides. The record is from RefSeq and is a predicted model, not a curated record. NCBI's taxonomy places the organism in Eukaryota, Metazoa, Chordata, Mammalia, Artiodactyla, Suidae.